AUGGAAGCUGGCAGCAUGAAGGGAAACAACCAUGUCUCUUCUCCUGAGAUGGAUCCAUCUAAACCCCAUUUGAUACCUGCUUCACCAUGUCUCUUUGAUUAUGCUAAUGAAAACAACAAGAUAGAGAGUGGUGCAAUUUCUGGUGCUGGCAUUGACAACAACACCACCUCAAAAUCAAAUCAACCCCAAGCAGUAAAUCCCAUUAUGGGUCUUAAUUCUGACCUAGAUAUGGAUCCAAGGAAGCUCAGGCGAGUCAUGUCAAAUCGGCUUUCUGCAAAAAAAUCAAGACAGAAGAAGGCGCAAUAUUUGACCAAUUUGGAAUUUCAAGUCAGAGCAUUCAAGGCUCAAAUAGCUAAUCUUCUACUACAAGUUCAAUUCUAUGAAAACCAAAAGUGCUGGAUAAUUCUGGAGAAUGAGAAAUUGGGCUGUGAAAUGGCAACGCUUAUGAAGCAAAUAUUACUCAGAGAAGGCUGUGAUGAAUUUUUAGCUGAAAUUGAGAAGAACAAGUUUGAAGUGAAUGCACUGAGGGAAGUCCAUACCAUGCAACAAGAACAUCUGCAAGCACUGAUGUCUAAGAAUGCGAAUGCUAGUCUGGAGCCAAUGCUGAAUGAUCAAGUCUCAAAUUAUUAUCAAGGAAAUGGGGAAGAAACUUCUGACUUACCACCAACUCAGAGUCAGAUAUGGACUGAUGUGCAAAAUGAGCAUGAAACAUACCUUAAUUUGGCCAACUACAUCGGAUCGGUGGAGAUUUCGACCCAUAGUGCUCUGAAUCCUAAUCUUAAAAAGUGA
Messenger RNA from Lotus japonicus, 789 nucleotides. Its product is annotated as basic leucine zipper 61-like. Gene Ontology annotation, cellular component: nucleus. The record is from RefSeq and is a predicted model, not a curated record. The coding region runs from base 1 to 789 and encodes 262 amino acids. Lineage: Eukaryota; Viridiplantae; Streptophyta; Magnoliopsida; Fabales; Fabaceae. Gene Ontology annotation, molecular function: DNA binding; DNA-binding transcription factor activity. The transcript is spliced from 5 exons. Gene Ontology annotation, biological process: positive regulation of DNA-templated transcription.